AUGGGAAGCACCGGGUCAGCUUGGGCAAGUGAGCCCAUCGCCAUCGUCGGCCUGGGAUGUAAGUUUGCGGGGGAUGCAGCUAACCCCUCAGGCUUAUGGAAGUUGAUGGCCGAGGGAAAGAGUGCCUGGAGUGAGAUGCCGGCUUCUCGCUUCAAUGCCAAAGGCGCUUACCAUCCCAACCAUGAAAAGUUGAGCACAAUGCACGUUAAGGGUGCUCAUUUCAUGAAAGAGGAUGUCGGUCUGUUUGAUGCAGCCUUUUUCAACUAUUCUGCUGAAACUGCGUCGACACUCGAUCCCCAGUUCCGACUCCAACUUGAGUCUGUCUACGAAGCAUUGGAGAAUGCUGGUCUUCCUCUCUCGCAAGUCGCGGGAACUAACACAUCGGUUUUUGCUGGCACAUUCGUUCAUGACUACAGAGACUCAUUGGUCCGCGAUGAGGACAACCUUCCUCGAUUCUUCCUAGCUGGCUCCGGUACCGCGAUGGCUUCCAACCGGAUAUCUCAUUUCUUCGACUUCCGUGGAGCCAGUAUGACUAUUGAUACAGGCUGCUCCACGGCCCUAGUGGCUCUGCACCAGGCUGUCCAGAGUCUUCGCAAUGGAGAGAGUGACAUGAGUGUAGUGGGUGGAACGAAUGUACUGAUCAACCCGGAUAACUUCAAGGCCAUGGGAUCCAUCGGAUUCCUAUCCCCAGACGGAAGGUGUUUCGCCUUUGACUCACGGGCAAACGGCUAUGGCCGUGGUGAAGGUGUUGCUACGAUUGUGAUCAAGCGACUGCGAGAUGCGGUUGCAGCGGGCGAUCCCAUUCGCGCAGUGAUUCGCGAGACCCUAUUGAACCAAGAUGGAAAGACCGAAACUAUUACAUCUCCGAGCCAGGAAGCGCAGCGCAAUCUCAUGCGCGAGUGCUACGCCAGGGCUGGCAUUGACCCCCAGGGCACCCAGUAUUUCGAGGCGCACGGAACCGGCACACCGACCGGAGAUCCGAUUGAGGUUGGCGCGAUCGCAGCGGUUUUCCAGGGAAAAAAAUUCAAGUCUGGUGAGCCCCUACGCAUCGGCUCUGUCAAGACGAAUAUUGGUCACGCCGAGGCCACGAGUGGAUUGGCUAGUAUCAUCAAAGUUACGCUGGCCAUGGAGCAUGGCAUGCUUCCUCCAUCCGUCAAUUUCGAGAAGCCGAACCCGAAACUCUCUUUGGAAGAAUGGGGCAUCAAGGUGGCUAGGGAGUUUGAACAGUGGCCUUCUCUGCCUGGCUGUGUUCGCCGUGCGUCGGUCAACAACUUCGGCUACGGAGGAAGUAACUCCCAUGUCAUCAUGGAGGAUGGAGAAUAUUGGCUCGAGACCCUGAAAAGCACCAAGACCAAUGGUAUCACCAACGGUUCUAGCAAAAAUGUCGACGGGUUGCCUUCUGCAAGCUAUGAGACAAAUCUCGUCAUUUUAAGCGGAAAGGACGAGCAGACUACCAAAACAAUGGUCUCUAACUUGAAAGCUUUCCUCGAAGAAGAGCAAAAUGGCCUGAGUAAUGAAGACGCGAAGCUCUUCCUACAGAAGCUUUCAUACACACUUGGACAACGCCGCACCAUGUUUCCCUGGCUCGCGGCUUACCCCGUUCCCAUCAACCAAGGGAUCGGGGCCGCUGUCACAGCUCUCGAAUCACGCAGUUUCCGAGCUUCUAAAAUUGCUGAUCGCCAGCCACAGAUCGCCAUGGUCUUCACUGGACAGGGUGCUCAAUGGUAUGCCAUGGGUAGGGAGCUGAUCACAACUUAUCCCGUAUUCGGAGGCUCCAUCACGGAAGCAGACUCUAUCCUUCAGGAACUCGGAGCAGAUUGGUCCUUGAUGGAGGAGCUCCACCGUGACGCUGAGACAACACGAGUCAAUGGAACUGCAUUCAGUAUCCCCAUCUGUGUUGCCGUUCAGAUCGCGUUGGUUCGUCUAUUGGAUUCAUGGGGCAUCAAGCCAUCGGCCGUGACCAGUCACUCCAGUGGAGAAAUUGGUGCGGCUUAUGCAGUCGGUGCCAUCAGUUUGCGCCGAGCUAUGGGAAUCGCAUACUUCCGUAGCAAGCUGGCUGCUGAUCUGACCCAGCGCUCCACAGCCAAGGGCGGCAUGAUCGCUGUCGGACUUGGUCGACAAGAGUCGGAAGGCUAUCUGAAGACGCUCACUUGUGGCGGCAAGGCUGUCGUUGCUUGUGUUAACAGUCCGUCCAGCACCACUGUUGCUGGUGACCUUCCCGCAGUGUUGGAGCUUGAAGCCAUGCUUCAGAAAGAUGGAGUCUUUGGUCGACGACUGCGCGUUGAGACUGCUUACCACUCUCACCACAUGUCGCCAAUAGCCGAGGAUUAUAGAACGGCAUUGAACAUGAUGGCUGAUAAUUCCACCAAGCCUGUGAACCGCAUGGACUCCGUGGUCUAUGGGUCUCCAGUUACUGGAUACCGUAUGAGCAACGCCGAGACAAUCGCCGACGCAGAUCACUGGGUUGGAAGUUUGUUGCAGCCUGUUCAAUUCGUUGAUGCCUUUACCGAGAUGGUUCUGGGUGGAUUGGGCUCUGAGGACGGUACCCCUUCUUCUAGUGUUGACGUCGUGGUUGAGAUUGGUCCUCACACGGCUCUCGGUGGUCCUAUUAAAGAAAUUCUUGGACUGCCCGACUUUGAGGGUAUCAAGUUGCCUUAUUACGGCUGUCUUGUUCGGCACACCAACGCUAUGGAGAGUCUUCAAGCUCUUGCUGCUGAUCUGAUGCGUGAGGGAUACCCUGUCAACAUGGAGGCUAUUAACUUCCCCCGUGGUCGGGAAUCUGAAGUUCGCGUUCUCACGAACCUACCCCCAUACCCUUGGAACCACUCUACCAAGCACUGGAUUGAGCCUCGUGUCAACAAAGCAUUGCGUGAGAGAUCGCGACCUCCUCACCACCUGCUUGGCCAGUUGAUUCCCGGCACAAAUCUCGAUGAGCCAUCUUGGCGCCACAUUUUGCGACCACUUGAGGCACCAUGGGUUCGCGACCACUCAAUUCAAUCGAACAUGCUGUACCCUGGCUGUGGUUUCUUGUCCCUUGCUAUCGAAGCAGUUCGAGAGCAGCUUGCCUUGACGGAAGAGACCCCGCGCGAGAUUGCUGGUUAUCACAUCAGAGACAUUGAUGUCCUGCAAGCUCUUGUCAUCCCAGAUACCGCAGACGGACUUGAGAUCCAGACUGUUCUGCGCCCUGUCAGUGACAAGGCGAUCGGUGUCCGGGGUUGGAAGCAGUUUGAAGUCCUCUCUGUGACUGCGGAUAACGAGUGGACACGCCACGUUCAUGGGCUGAUCUUGGUUGAAUUUGGUGACCCUGAAAAGGCCAUUGGUCUCGGCCUGGACAAGAAUAAGAAGCCGCUGGACCCAACCGCAGGCUACGCCAAGCGCAUCGACCCUAACGACAUGUGGAAUGUCCUGACAACCCAUGGUCUGCAGUAUGGCCCAACUUUCAGAAAUAUCAAGAGUAUCAUCCAAUCGGGCAAGGAAAUGCGAUCUAUCAGCGAGGUUGUGAUUCCGGAUACCUCAGUAGCUAAGGAGCUUCCCUACGACCAUGUCGUGCAUCCUGCUUUCCUCGAUUCCGCAGCUCAGGCAACUUUUACUGCUCUGCCCGGUACCGAGUCACGCCAGGAUAGUCCCAGAGUUUUCCAGUCAAUUGACCGGCUUUGGAUCUCUAGCAAAAUCAGCAAUCAAUUCGGUCACGCCUUCAUUGCGGACACCAUUCUGCACCGUGCCGAUGCCCAAGGAAUCGAAACUGACAUUACAAUGGUUGACAAGGAUGCCGCGGAAGGUGCCAAGCCCGUGCUCGAGAUCAAGAAACUGGUUCUCUCGUCUCUGGGGCGCAGCGCAAGCAGCGGCGAUGACAAGCCAUGGGAGAAGCAGCUUUGCACCAAGAUUCAAUGGGCUCCCGAUGCCAGUAUCGGCUUCCAAACUGCCAAACUUACCCACUCGCUUGGUGCUAAUGAGACGCGUGCCAUCACGGAUAUCCGUCGUGUUUGCCUCUAUUACAUCCAAGAGGCACUCGCUGUCAUUCCAGCAGAUGAAGUGACGCAGCUUGGCCCAGAUCAGGCUAAGUUCUACGAAUGGAUGCAGGAGCAAGUGCUCAAGGCCAAAGAAGGCAAACUGGGCGCUGGAAGUGCUUCAUGGCUACUAGACUCGAAGGCUGAACGAGAGCUUCGCACACAUCUAGCUGCGCAGUCCGGUGUGCCAGGCGAGAUUGUCUGCCGCCUAGGUCAGAACCUCUUAGCGGCUCUUCUUGGUGACAAGACACUAUUCGAGCUGAUAAAGGAGGAUGGCUUGCUAGAGAAGUAUGAAGAAUACGCUCAAUCCCAAUCUGUGUCGCAGGCAGCCGACUUGCUCCGACAGAUCGUGCACAAGAACCCCAAGGCUCGCAUCCUUGAGAUAGGGGCUACUGCCGGGGCAUUUACACUCGCGAUGCUUCAAGCACUUGGGACUACGGAGACUGGUGGUCCUCUUGCUGAGUCGUAUCACAUCACUAGUGUCUCUUGUGAUGAGGACUUUGAGGUGGCCGCCCGUGGAGAAUUCGCCGCUUGGAAUGACAUUCUUUCUUUCGACAGCCUUGAUAUCGAACAGGAUCCGUCUAUGCAGGACUUUGAGCUUGAGUCUUACGAUGUCGUUAUCGCGACUCAAUCUCUGUCGUCAACAACUUCGGUUUCAGCUUCUUUGUCUAACGCAAAGAGCCUCAUGAAACCGGGCUCGAAGCUCCUUAUCAUUGAAAACACACAGGAAAGUCUUGAAAAGCAUUUUGUUUUUGGGUUGUUUACUAGCCAUGCUUCUUCAAGUGUGACAUACUGGAGUGACUCACUUCAAGAAGCAGGGUUCAGCGGGGUCGAUAUUGAGAUCCGUGACUGUUCGAGUGAUGAUCUGUAUACUACAAGCACCAUGUUGUCAACUGUACCUCUGCCCGCUCUUCCUCAGCUGCCUUCAUCGGGCGAGAUUGUUCUCGUGACCAGCAGCAAGACUGGACCUUCACUGGAAUCGACAUGGCUCGCGUCCUUGCAGCGAGCUAUAUCUCAGGCGGGGUCUUUCUCUGGCUCUCUGCCCGCCGUCCAUGUCGUUGAGUCGGCCUCAGCUACGUCCUUCGCAGGCAAGGUUUGUAUUUUCGUUGGCGAGAUCGACAAGCCUCUCCUCCGGAACCUUGAUGAUACCACCAUGGCUGGAAUAAAGGCAAUGGCAACCAUCUCCAAGGGCCUUCUGUGGGUGACCCGAGGCGCUGCGGUUGAGUGUCGUAACCCGGACCUAGCGCUCGCUCAGGGUUUCCUUCGAUCUCUGCGGAACGAAUAUCUCACCAAGCUCUUCAUCACUCUUGACUUGGACCCCAAUGAUGCCCUUUGGUCUACGAAGAGUGUCCCCGCAAUUGUGAAAGUUUUGAACAAGGCAUUCAGCACCACGACCUCCGUUGUUAGCGAGUCUCAGCCUGGAGAGUUCGAGUAUGCCUUGCGCGAUGAUAAUAUUUUGAUUCCACGUCUUUUCAAGGAUAUAUCUCGCAGCAAGAAGGUCUCACCUGAUGAUGUCGCUGAUCAGGGUACAUCUGCUGCUGUUAUUCAGCCAUUCUUCCAGCCUGACCGUCCUCUAAGCAUGCACGUUGGUAUGCCAGGUUUGAUGGAUACUAUCGCGUUCGAUGAUGACCCAGCAAUGUCUGCCAUUGAUGCAGGAGCCGAUCUUGCACCGCAUCUCAUCGAGGUGGAGCCUCGUGCAUAUGGUGUCAACUUCCGUGAUGUGAUGGUCGCUAUGGGUCAACUCAACGAGCGCAUCAUGGGUCUCGAGUGUUCCGGUAUUGUCAAGCGAGUUGGCACGGAAGCUGCUGAACAAGGAUACUCUGUUGGUGACAAGGUCUUCUGUCUCCUGCGCGGGCCCUUUGGUAGCCGCCUUCACGUCGAGUGGACGAGUGUCGCCCACAUGCCGGAAGAUCUCAGCUUCGAGGAUGCCGCUUCGCUGCCAGUCAUUUUCUGUACCGCUUAUAUCGGUCUUAUCGAUAUGGCUCGUAUGCGCAAGGGUCAGACUGUCCUCAUCCACGCCGCCGCCGGUGGUGUUGGACAGGCAGCUAUCAUGAUCGCCAAGCACCUGGGUCUUGAGAUCUAUGCCACCGUUGGAACACCUGACAAGCGCGAGUUGGUCAUGUCCCAGUACGGCAUCUCAGAUGACCACAUCUUCAGCAGUCGAGACACAAGCUUCGCUGCCGGUGUCCUAGCCGCCACCAACGGCCGUGGAGUCGAUGCCGUCCUCAACUCACUUGCAGGACCUCUUCUCCAGGAAAGUUUCAAUGUUCUGGCGCCAUUCGGUUACUUCAUCGAAAUCGGCAAACGAGACUUGGAGAUCAACAGCCAACUCGAGAUGCGCCCCUUCACUCGCCAAGUCUCUUUCUCGGCCUUCUACCUCCUCGCGUCGAUGAACCAUAGCCCUCUCGAGGUCCAUCGCGUGCUAAACAAACUCACCGAGCUGCUCACAGAUAAGAUCAUCGCCCCAGUGCAUCCGAUCACCGCGUUCCCAAUGGGCGACUUUGCCAAAGCAUUCCGUCUACUCCAGACCGGAAAACACAUGGGCAAGGUCGUGCUUGCAAUCGGCCCGCAGGAUAUGGUCCCAGUUCUUCCACGUACUCCAACCGCCAAGUUCUCAUCUGAGGCGUCCUACCUCAUCGUUGGUGGCCUUGGCGGUAUUGGCCGAUCCAUCGCUCACUGGAUGAUGGCUCGCGGAGCUAAAAACCUCAUUUUCAUGUCGCGCAGUGCUGGAAAUGGCAAGAACAUAGCUUUCCUUAAUGAGCUUCGACAGACUGGUUCUAUUGUCCAGGCUGUUAGUUGCAACGUCUCUGACCAGGCCGAUCUAACUCGCGGAUUGCGCUCGUGCGAGGAGAGUGGUCUACCGCCCAUUCGUGGUGUUAUCCAAGCAGCCAUGGUUCUACAGGACACCCUUUACGAACAGAUGACGCUGGCCCAAUGGCAAGCCGCCGUCCAGCCAAAGGUACAAGGAACAUGGAACCUGCACAAGUCUUUCGACCGCGCCAACUCUCUCGACUUCUUCGUGAUUCUUUCAUCCAUCGUCGGUGUGGCCGGUAACGCCAGUCAAACAAACUACGCUGCAGCUGGAUCCUAUCAGGAUGCACUUGCCCGCUGGCGCGUUGCACAAGGCCUGCCAGCCGUGGCCAUCGAUCUUGGCGCUGUCAAGGGUAUCGGUGUGGCUCAAGAGACCGCGGGUGUGCUUGCCCGCCUUCAGAGAAUUGGUCACAUUCCAGUCAACGAGGAGCAGGUCCUGGCUAUUCUUGGUAGUGCCAUUCUGGCUCCAUACGAUUCCCAGGCCGUCAUCGGUUUACACUCUGGCCCUGGACCCCACUGGAAACGCGAUGGCGAUUCCCCGCUAGGACGUGACGCUCGGUACAUUGCUUUGCAGCCUGCGGAGGGUGGUCAGAAGAAUGCUGGCGCUGGUGAUGGCUCAGGUUCAUUGGCCAGUCGUCUUGCUAGCGCGUCUUCGCCUGAAGAAGUAGUUGACCUGGUCGGUGUUUCUAUUGCCGAGAAAUUGUCUGAUAUCUUCAUGAUCCCUGUUUCUGAAAUUGAUCUGACAAAGAAGCCUUCUCACUUUGGUAUCGACUCACUUGUUGCCGUUGAGCUGCGCAAUAUGUUGCAGCAGCAUGCUGGUGCUGAGGUGUCGAUCUUUGGUAUUAUGCAGAGUGCCUCUUUGGCUGCGCUUGCCGCUGAUGUUGCUGCUAAGAGCUCGCAUGUCAAGUGGGACAAGUUCAAGGCUUGA
Messenger RNA from Penicillium atrosanguineum, 7746 nucleotides. Its product is annotated as type I polyketide synthase. The transcript is spliced from 6 exons. The record is from RefSeq and is a predicted model, not a curated record. Gene Ontology annotation, biological process: fatty acid biosynthetic process; secondary metabolite biosynthetic process. The coding region runs from base 1 to 7746 and encodes 2581 amino acids. NCBI's taxonomy places the organism in Eukaryota, Fungi, Ascomycota, Eurotiomycetes, Eurotiales, Aspergillaceae. Gene Ontology annotation, molecular function: fatty acid synthase activity; oxidoreductase activity; phosphopantetheine binding.